CAUCAUUCGUUCAAUAUAUUCUUUGCUGAGAACAAAAAAAUUCGUGACGAAAUAAUUUAGGCUAUUUCUUAUCCGUCCAUGCCAUGCGCGAUAAAAUUACUCAACUAUUUUGCUUGCAAAAAAACGCAAUCAAAAAUACUGCAAAAGAUAAUAGAGGACAUAAUGUGUCAUCAAAAGCAACGAGUAAUGGGACAAUGUAUGCCAAUGGGUCUAUUGGACCAGAGGGGCCCGAAGCGACAGAGACCGACUCAUCAGGGACCGGGCGGAUGCGGAAGCCGUUGGAGAGGAAUGGCUCAACGCAGAACGACACUGUUCACCUCGAGAGAAGGCUGGGCCUCUUCAGUGGGGUGGCUUUAAUCGUCGGAACUAUGAUAGGGUCUGGAAUAUUUGUGUCACCCUCUGGCUUACUGGUACGUACCGGUUCCGUCGGGGUUAGCUUCAUAAUCUGGCUUGCCUGUGGUCUGCUCUCGCUGUUGGGUAAGUACUUCAACCAACCAUACAACGAAUACGUUGGAUAAACAGAAUAAACUUUCAAUGCU
Molecule: messenger RNA, 539 nt
Organism: Drosophila navojoa
Lineage: Eukaryota; Metazoa; Arthropoda; Insecta; Diptera; Drosophilidae
Gene: sbm
Product: L-type amino acid transporter sobremesa
Biological process (GO): amino acid transmembrane transport
Cellular component (GO): membrane
Molecular function (GO): L-amino acid transmembrane transporter activity
Source: RefSeq, a predicted model, not a curated record